Molecule: messenger RNA, 2830 nt
Organism: Chrysemys picta bellii (western painted turtle)
Lineage: Eukaryota; Metazoa; Chordata; Testudines; Emydidae
Product: tetraspanin-33-like
Cellular component (GO): plasma membrane
Source: RefSeq, a predicted model, not a curated record
ACCAAAAAUCAGCAGAGAAACGGACUCCACAGCUGGGAAAGUGGUGCACUGGUAUCAGAGACUCCGACACGAACCAUGAGAACAAACCAGCUCAUCAAAUACACUUUGUUUGUCUCCUGUUACCUCUUCUGGGUGGCCAGUGGGCUCAUGGUUGCAGUUGGCAUUUAUGCCAAACUCUCUAAAGAAGCAAGUGCUGUGGAUUCGCUGCUUGCUGAUCCCUCGCUGAUCCUGCUUACGGUGGGGAUCCUGAUGUUUGGCAUCACCUUUGUGGGGUGUACAGGAGCCUUGCGUGACCUGCCUGUGCUGCUGAAAAUUUUUGCCUGGAUUUUACUGAUCAUUCUCAUUCUCCAGAUCGUGGCUGCUGUCCUGGGAUUUCUCUUCUCUGGCAUGGUGUUGGAGAAAGCAGCAUUUCUGAUGGGAAAAGCUAUCUCCGGUUAUAGGGAUGACCUAGAUUUACAGAACCUUAUUGAUUAUAUACAGAAAAAGUUUGAGUGCUGUGGGGUGCAUUCCUACAAGGACUGGUCCCAGAAUAUUUACUUUGAGUGCCAAGACUCCAACCCAAGCCUGGAACGCUGUGCUGUGCCUUUCUCCUGCUGCAUCCAAAAAGAUCAAGAUGCAGCCAUUACUAGUGUUCUCAACACCAUGUGUGGCUAUGGGACCCAGAACCUGAGAUCAUGGAAAGCAGAAAGUCUGAUAUACAUUGAGGGCUGCUUGGAAAAGAUUGUUGGCUGGGGGCAGAGAAACCUGCUGCUUGUUGCAGGGAUAGCAAUAGGACUCUUUUUCUUGGAGAUUCUCGUGUUUUCCAUGGCCGUGAUGCUCAUUUACCAGAUUGACUUUAUCAUACAGAAACGGAAAAGCACAAGGAGGAGAGGCCCCGAAAAAUAAGUCUGUUGCUCCCAUCAAGAGCCCAGCAUGGUCUCUAUUGCCGCUGGUGCGGGCUGUGUAGAAGGAACAGACUGAGAUCUCAGUCGAAACACUGUGAAUACCCCAGAGGGUGCCAGGGCCCAUGCCCCAGGUGAAUGAACAGACACUGGAAAGCAUUUUCUGUGCAUAUGAGGCAGAGGCAACUGCUGCUUGGAAAGGACCCUUGCUGCCUGAUGGGAUCAUCCGAUGGGUCUCUCACUCUCUCCUCCCGCACUGUUUUAUUACCAUGGACAUUUGCACAAUACCAAAUCUUUCUUUUUUGAGAUUCCUGAUGUUUAUUCUCCAUCUGUGGUCAGAGUCCUCUGGUUGCUUUAGCGAUCACUUUGGAGGACAGGAUUACAAUUGAAAAGAAACUUGACAAAUUGGAGAAUUGGUCAGAAAUCAACAAGGUGAAAUUCAGUAAAGACAAGUGCAAAGUACUACACUUAGGAAGAAAAAAGUCAAAUGCAUAAUUACAAAAUGGGGAAUAACUGGUUAGGUGUUAGUGCUGCUGAAAAGGAUCUGGGAGUUAUAGCAAAUCACAUGAGCCAACAAUGUGAUGCAGUUGCAAAAAAUGCUAAUAUCAUUUCGGGAUAUUGUAACAGAGUUCCCAGAGGGCCAGGUGGAUAGCCCACCCAGUUUCCAGCCUUGCCUCCCUGCAGGAAGGCCUUUCAGUCCAGUUCCUAACCCUUAGCUUUAUCUCAGGGUUUUCAAUGUCCUUGCCCUCUCCUUACUAGAGGGGGAGUGGGGUGGAAAUGAGCCUUACACUCCUCCUGCAGCAAAGGCAGUUGGUAGGGGAGCCCGGUCCUUCCCACUCUACCAGGCUCUUACCCAGGGUCCUAUGAGUGCCAACAGUGUCCAGCACCCUGGAAUGCCCUCCACUUUGCCCCUGGGCCAUUUCCUACCAUCCAUCCCCACAUGCCUUCAAGUCCUAUAUAAGAUAAUAAAAGAAAAUAAAAAGACAACUAAACCUUCAGCCCAAACUAGGCUCAGCAGGUAGGCUGCUUUGGCACCCUUGUUCAGGAGCCCACAGGGUAGGUCUGUCUUCCUCCCCAGCCUCCCUCUUCUGAGCUAAGUUGUUCUCUUUAUGUUUUAAAGUGCCUCUCCAGUUGGAGCAUGCUCUGCAGGUCUGGAGUGGUGGCGCUUCCUUUAACCCCUUCAGGCCCAGUGUGAGCUUUGUACACUCCAUCACAGGUACAUUAACAGGAGUGUUGUUUGUAAGACACAGGAGGUAAUUGUCCCAUUCUAUUCAGCACUGGUGGGGCCUCAGCUGGAGUACCGUGUCCAAUUCUGGGUGCCACACUUUAGGAAAGAUGUGAAUAAAUUGGAGAAAGUCCAGAGGAGAGCAACAAAAAUGAUAAAAGGUUUAGUAAAUCUGAUUAUGAGGAAAAGUUAAAAAAAAUGGAUAUGUUUAGUCUUGAGAAAGAUGGAGGAGGGGGAUCUGAUGACAGUCUUCUAAUGUGUUAAAGGCUGUUAUAAAGAGGAUGGUGAUCAACUGUUCUCCAUGUCCACUGAAGGUAGGACAAGAAGAAAUGGGCUUAAUUGCAGCUAGGGAGAUAUUACGGGAAACUUUCUAACUAUAAAGAUAGUUAAGCUCUGGAGCAGGCUUCCAAGGGAAGUUGUGGAAUCCCUGUCAUUGGAGGUUUUUAAGAAUAGGUUGGACAAACGCCCAUCAGGGAUGGGCUAGCUUUACUUGGUCCUCCCUCAGUUCAAGGAGCUGGACUAGAAGACCUAUCAAGGUCCUUUUCAGGCCUACAUUUCUAUGAUUGUGAUAGCACACUCAGGAGGCUUUGAUCACAGUGGGGCGAUUAGCAAUUGCUGCAGGGAAAUUGUGAAUCUGUUUACAAGUACCAAUCCCUUGUAAUAACUAAUGGGGAAUGUGCCAAAGGGACAGAAUUGUUUCAUAAUAAAGAUUUCCCCCAUUUUC